CCUCCCCUCCCCUCUCGCUCUGCUCUGCUCUGCUCUGCUCUGGUGCUCGGACGAGUUCGGAGACGACGACAAGACAAGAAAGUCAAGUCGGUCGUUCGUUGAGAGGGGAGGGGUGGCGAGGGGUGGGGCGGAGUGGGGGCAAUUCUGUUCUGUUAGGACGCAAGACCGGGGUUGGGAGUUUAUAUGACUGGACUGGCCUGCAGACGAUUGGAUUUGUUGGUUUGGUUGGUUGGUUGGUUGGCGUGGAUUCGAUGCUGGGACAGAGAAGAUCCAAAUGAGGCGCAGGCCUGGGAGGGCAGCCCUCCGCAGGUGGUGGUGUUGCUCCGCGAACAAGCUCUGGAGCGCGGGAGGGCUGCUGCUCUGUGGCGUGCUGUUUCUGUACCUGAGUUUCGGAUGGGCGACCGCCGAGCAUCGAUGGAGUCCCGCGCAGAAGAUCAAGAGAAUGAAUGGAACGUUCUCGUCGAGCAAGGUGCUGUUGCAAAGCGAGAAUGUCGAGGAAAGCUCGAAGACGGAGUGGAUCACCAGGCAAUUGAACGAUCAGAUGACGCUGGCCAAGUGGUUCAUUGUCAUAGCGCAGGAGAAUAACAAUGUGAAGUUGGCCUGGGAGCUCAGCGCCGUCAUUCGCUCGUGUCAGCAGUUUCUGUCCGGGACGGCCACUCGAGGGGGUGCGCUGCUCGAGUCCGAGGCGGAGCCGAUCCUUGCAAGGCUCUCGGCUCUGAUUGCCAGCGCCACGGAGCACAACUACGACAGCGCCACUUUGAUCAUGAAGCUGAAAGCCAAACUUCAAUCCUUGGAUGUGCAGGCCACCGUCGCGUCGGAACAGAGCGUGACCUUCGGCCAGGCUGCAGCCGAAGCCAUGCCCAAAAGCCUCCAUUGCCUGGGCUUGAAAUUAACUUAUGUCUACGGCACGGAUCGCUCCGUGAGAGAUUUAGCCGGCCAAAAGUUGCACCUGUCGAAAUUCACGGACAACUCCUUUUACCACUUCUGCAUCUUCUCUGAUAACGUGCUGGCCGUGUCCGUGGUCAUGAACUCGACUGUGAUCAAUGCCGUGAGACCUGACGAGCUGAUUUUCCACAUUGUCACUGACCAAGUCAACUACGGCGCCAUGGAGGUGUGGCUGGGCAUGAAUGACUUUCGGGGUGCUUCGUACGUGGUGCAGAGAAUCGAGGACUUCACCUGGUUGAAUGCGUCCUAUGUGCCUGUGAUGAAGCAGCUGGAGAGCUCCGAGUCACAGAGCUACUACUUCAAGGGCAACGAGCAGGAAGCCGCGGCCGUGAAUUCGCGGGCCUUGAAAUUCCGCAACCCCAAGUACCUGUCGAUGCUCAACCAUCUGCGAUUCUACAUCCCGGAGAUUUUCCCCGAACUAAACCAGGUGAUCUUUCUGGACGACGAUGUGAUUGUACAGAAGGAUCUGACGCCGCUCUUCUCCCUGGAUCUGCACGGAAAUGUCAACGGUGCGGUGGAGACUUGCCUCGAGACCUUCCACCGAUUCCACAAGUAUUUGAAUUUCUCUCAUCCUCAAAUCAGGUCACACUUUGAUCCAGAAGCGUGUGGGUGGGCCUUCGGCAUGAAUGUUUUCGAUCUUCUGGCUUGGAAACGGGCGAAUGUCACCGAACGCUAUCAUUACUGGCAAGAGGCAAAUGCGGAUCGAACCUUGUGGAAACUAGGCACCUUGCCCGCAGGCCUUCUCGCUUUCUAUGGACUUAUCGAGCCACUGGACCGGUCCUGGCACAUUUUGGGGUUGGGCUAUGACCCCAACGUCGACAGCAAGCUGAUUGAGAGCGCGGCAGUGAUUCAUUACAAUGGAAACAUGAAACCAUGGCUCAAGUUGGCCAUGAGUAGAUACAAGCCCUAUUGGGACGCGUAUGUAAAUUUUGAUCAUCCAAUUCUACAGGAGUGUAACUUUCAGUGACGGAGUUGAUCACCACCAUCGUGGCCCCCACUGCUGCCUGUGUCGAGUUUUGAUUUCGUGAGCUUGACUACUCUCGCAGGAGACUCGGACUCUUUCUGCAGCAUUCCACAGGUCAUUGCCCCAUCCGUCUCCAGAUGCCGUCCAGUUUCUAUUCGUGAGCCACUCGGAUUUCCCUACGCCCUGCGUUUUCUCUCCGACUCUCUCC
Molecule: messenger RNA, 2117 nt
Organism: Marchantia polymorpha subsp. ruderalis
Lineage: Eukaryota; Viridiplantae; Streptophyta; Marchantiopsida; Marchantiales; Marchantiaceae
Source: the annotation of a GenBank genome assembly